CUUUUUCAGAGUCAUCACUCAGACGACCAGUGACGACGAGCGCUAUCGAAAGGGCCUCAAGUCCAGUGACUCGACCCUGUCCUCGUUAUCGGUCGAUAUUGAAGAAAAAGGACGCCAAAGCGAGCUGUAUGCUUCAUCGCAUCGCUCUGUCCGUAUCACGACGACGAAUCUUUGCCUUCAAUCCUCGACAGUUGCCCAGUCACAAUCUAUUUAGCCGCACCAUCAUGUCGUCGCCUCCCGUGAAUGCGCCCCCCAAAAACGCGGCCGACGAUGCGACACCACAGGCUCCUGCUGCCAAUGGGUCCACGACUGCCGCCGCCACUGCAGACGGAGGUGCUGCUCCCAUCCUUGGACCCGAUGGCAAGCCCAUGACAAAGAGCGCCGCAAAGAAGGCAGCAAAGGAGGCUGCUGCCGCCGCCAAAAAGGCCGAGAAAGAGGCGCUAAAGGCACAGAAAACCCCAGCGGCUGGUAGCGGGGCCAAAAAGGAGAAGGUGAAGAAGGAGCAAAAGGUCGAGCCGGAAUGGGUUAACAACACUGUUGCGGGCGAGAAGAAGGACCUGUCGCAGCCGAUGGAGUCCGGUUACAAUCCAGAGCACGUCGAGCAGUCUUGGUACCAGUGGUGGGAGAAGAGGCAAUUCUUUACGCCUCGACCCAUCACGGCCGAGGACCCCUACGAUGAGAAGAGGACCUUCGUCAUCCCAGCACCACCGCCAAACGUCACCGGUGCGCUCCACAUCGGCCAUGCUUUAACCAUUGCGAUUCAGGACACUCUGGUCCGGUUUUACCGUAUGAAGGGGUAUCGUGUACUCUUUUGCCCUGGAUACGACCACGCAGGUAUCUCGACCCAGGCCGUUGUCGAAAAGAGAUUGGCAAAGAGUGAGGGAAAGACGAGGCAUGACUACGGCCGUGAAGGCUUCCUCGAAAAGGUCUUUAGCUGGAAGGACCAGUACCAGGCGCACAUCGGCGGGCAGAUGCGGAGACUCGGUGCUUCCUACGACUUCACCCGCGAGGCCUUCACCAUGGACCCGCCGAGGUACAAGGCCGUGACGGAAAACUUCUGCAAGCUGCACGAGGACGGCAUCAUCUACCGCGCCAACCGGCUCAUCAACUGGUGCUGCUUCCUUCAGACUACCAUCUCCAACCUCGAAGUCGACCAGAAGCAGCUCAACGGCAGGACUCUGAUGAACGUUCCAGGCUAUGACUCCAACGAAAGGGUCGAGUUCGGUGUCAUCAUCUCCUUUGCCUACCAGAUCGAAGGCUCUGAAGACAAGAUCAUUGUCGCUACCACUCGUAUCGAGACGAUGCUCGGCGACACCGCCAUUGCCGUCCACCCAGAUGACGAGCGGUAUAAGCAUCUGCAUGGCAAACAUGUCAUUCAUCCAUUUAUUGCCGACCGAAAGAUCCCCAUCGUUGCCGACUCGAUUGCCGUCGACAUGGCUUUCGGUACGGGUGCUGUCAAGAUCACACCGGCCCAUGACCCCAAUGACUACGACGUUGGCAAGAGGCACAAUCUCGAGUUCAUCAACAUUCUCAACGAGGACGGCACACUCAACGAGAAUGCAGGCGAAUUCAAGGGUAUGAAGCGCUUCCACGCCCGUCGAGCCGUCCAGGAAGCUCUCAAGGCCAAGAAUCUCUACAUCGAGACAAAGGACAACCCCAUGACGGUGCCCGUUUGCUCGCGAUCGGGUGAUAUCGUCGAGCCCGUCCUCAAGCCGCAGUGGUGGGUCGACUGCAAGCCUCUGGCCAAGCAGGCUGUCGAGGCCGUUGAGAAGCAGGGUAUGAUCAUCACUCCGGAUGUCUCGAAGCGAGAGUUCUACCGGUGGAUGGAGAACAUCCAGGAUUGGUGCAUCUCGAGACAGCUCUGGUGGGGCCACCGCGUGCCGGCAUACUUUGUCGACAUCGAGGGCAAGGAGCAGGACCACGAUGACGCCAAGAACUGGGUCGUGGGCCGCACAGAAGCCGAGGCGCACUCGCGUGCCGAGAAGGUGGCUGGACAAGGCGUCAAGUUCACCCUUGUCCAGGACGAAGACGUGCUCGACACCUGGUUCUCCUCUGGUCUUUGGCCCUUCUCGAUCAUGGGGUGGCCGGAGAAGACGGAUGACAUGAAGUACUACUACCCCAACUCGCUCCUCGAGACUGGCUGGGACAUUCUCUUCUUCUGGGUCGCGCGCAUGAUCAUGCUCGGCGUCCACCUGACUGGCUCGAUCCCUUUCAAAGAGGUCUUCUGCCAUGCCAUGGUCCGAGACGCACACGGACGCAAGAUGAGCAAGUCGCUGGGCAACGUCAUCGACCCCAUCGACGUCAUCCAAGGCAUCAGUCUCGAGGGUCUGCACCAGAAGCUUCGCGAAGGCAACCUCGACGAGAAGGAAGUCAUCAAGGCCACCCAGGGCCAGAAGAAGGACUACCCCAAGGGCAUCCCUCAGUGUGGAACCGACGCCCUGCGCUUUACCCUUUGCGCAUACACGAGCGCCGGCCGAGACCUCAACCUUGACGUCUCGCGCGUGGAAGGAUACCGCAAAUUCUGCAACAAGCUCUGGAACGCCACUCGCUUUGCGCUCCUCAAGCUCGAGGGCGACUUCCAGCCUGCUGCAGACGAGAAGCCCACAGGCCGCGAGUCGGCUGUCGAGAAGUGGAUCCUCCACCGACUCAACGCCGUGGCCGAGGAGGCGAACCGAGGACUGGAGGAGCGAAAUUUCAUGUCAACCACCGGCGCUAUUUUCAACUUCUGGCUUUACGAGCUCUGCGACGUCUACAUCGAGGCCAUCAAGCCCAUCACCGAUGCCAGCGCAGAGCCUGCGGCAAGGGCCUCAGCCCAAGAGACGCUUUACACGUGCCUGGAUGCUGGUCUCCGUCUCCUCCAUCCAUUCAUGCCUUUUGUCACCGAGGAGCUCUGGCAGCGUCUUCCCAGGCGUGCCUCGACGCGGGAUAUUGAGACGAUCGCCCUGGCCUCAUACCCCUUCCCAAUGAAGGAGCGACAGGACGAGGCCGCUGCGCAGAAGUUCGAGAAUGUCUUUACGACUGUGCGAGCGACCCGGUCGGUAGCUAAUGACUACAACCUCCUCUCUAAGAUCCAGAUCUUCCUCGAGUCCAACGAUGCCGAAGUCAGGGACAACCUCGAGGCGCACAGAGACAUGAUCCUGACGCUCGUCAAGGGCUCGCAGUCGCUUGAGGUCGUCGAUUCGUCUGCCAAGGUGCCGCCAGGCUGUGCCGUCUCGUCGCAGCCCCAGCUCAAGACCAACAUUCACGUUCUCGUCAAGGGCCUCGUCGACAUCGACCGAGAGGUAUCCAAUCUGGACAAGAAGAUCGAGGUCAACCGGCAGGCGCGGGAGAGGGCUGUCCAGAUGACGCAGAAGGAUGAGUGGAGCAAGGCACCAGAGGAGGUCAAGCAGCAGCAGAUUGAGAAGAUCAAGACGUUCGACGAGGAGCUGGGAGCGCUCGAAGCUGCAAAGAAGAACUUUGAGAUUAUUAGAGGAGACUGAGAGCUGGGCCCCUUGUCAUGUAGCUUGACUCUCACUAGUUUUGUCGGUCGAAUGCCCAUAAUUUUAGAAUGCCCAUAAUUUUAGAGAG
Molecule: messenger RNA, 3567 nt
Organism: Acaromyces ingoldii
Lineage: Eukaryota; Fungi; Basidiomycota; Exobasidiomycetes; Exobasidiales; Cryptobasidiaceae
Product: putative VAS1-valyl-tRNA synthetase
Exons: 1
Coding region: 225-3479 (1084 amino acids)
Biological process (GO): valyl-tRNA aminoacylation
Cellular component (GO): cytosol
Molecular function (GO): aminoacyl-tRNA deacylase activity; valine-tRNA ligase activity; ATP binding
Source: RefSeq, a predicted model, not a curated record